Besnoitia besnoiti is the source of this 2388-nucleotide messenger RNA. RefSeq lists its product as uncharacterized. The record is from RefSeq and is a predicted model, not a curated record. NCBI's taxonomy places the organism in Eukaryota, Apicomplexa, Conoidasida, Eucoccidiorida, Sarcocystidae. The transcript has a single exon. The coding region runs from base 1 to 2388 and encodes 795 amino acids.
AUGAAGCUUUUCGCGUCCCUGUUGUUGUCCGGGCUGAUAGUGGUCGCUGCGGCCCAGGAAGCUCUCGAUCACCCUAACCAGUUACUGGACCAAGGUGCCUCCCCUGUUGCCCCGAAAGAAGCUGAAGACAGCGCUGAGGACCGUGAACUCGGAGGGAAAAAGCGUGGCGGCUAUGCUCCGGUGCUUCCGGUGAAAAAAGCUCCCCUGCCGAAGGUGACAUAUUUGCCUGCUUCCAAGAAGGCCGUCCAACCUGUCGUCUAUGCACCAACAAAGAAGGCUGCGUACGUGCCACGCAAGCUACAAGAAAAUGAGGCAAUAUAUGCUGCCGACUUCGAUUCAGACGAGCAAACAAACAGCCAUGAGGAACUCGAGAACGACUCUGCGGACGACCGCGAGCUGGGCGGCAAGAAGAGAGGUGGUGCCAUCCCAGUGAAGAUGCCACCUCCCAAGAAGGUUGUUAUUCCCAAGAAGGUCGCUACGCCGAUCUACGCAGGCAAGAAGGGCGGACUCUACGGCGGCUACUACCGUCGUCUGAGCGAGGAGGAGUCUCAAGACGCUGCACUCCUCGAGGAGCCUGAGAGUCAAGAGGCCGAGGAAGAGAGUGACGAUGAAUCUGCUGACGACCGCGAGCUGGGCGGCAAGAAGAGAGGAGGUGCCAUCCCAGUGAAGAUGCCACCUCCCAAGAAGGUUGUUAUUCCCAAGAAGGUCGCUACGCCGAUCUACGCAGGCAAGAAGGGCGGACUCUACGGCGGCUACUACCGUCGUCUGAGCGAGGAGGAGUCUCAAGACGCUGCACUCCUCGAGGAGCCUGAGAGUCAAGAGGCCGAGGAAGAGAGUGACGAUGAAUCUGCUGACGACCGCGAGCUGGGCGGCAAGAAGAGAGGAGGUGCCAUCCCAGUGAAGAUGCCACCUCCCAAGAAGGUUGUUAUUCCCAAGAAGGUCGCUACGCCGAUCUACGCAGGCAAGAAGGGCGGACUCUACGGCGGCUACUACCGUCGUCUGAGCGAGGAGGAGUCUCAAGACGCUGCACUCCUCGAGGAGCCUGAGAGUCAAGAGGCCGAGGAAGAGAGUGACGAUGAAUCUGCUGACGACCGCGAGCUGGGCGGCAAGAAGAGAGGUGGUGCCAUCCCAGUGAAGAUGCCACCUCCCAAGAAGGUUGUUAUUCCCAAGAAGGUCGCUACGCCGAUCUACGCAGGCAAGAAGGGCGGACUCUACGGCGGCUACUACCGUCGUCUGAGCGAGGAGGAGUCUCAAGACGCUGCACUCCUCGAGGAGCCUGAGAGUCAAGAGGCCGAGGAAGAGAGUGACGAUGAAUCUGCUGACGACCGCGAGCUGGGCGGCAAGAAGAGAGGAGGUGCCAUCCCAGUGAAGAUGCCACCUCCCAAGAAGGUUGUUAUUCCCAAGAAGGUCGCUACGCCGAUCUACGCAGGCAAGAAGGGCGGACUCUACGGCGGCUACUACCGUCGUCUGAGCGAGGAGGAGUCUCAAGACGCUGCACUCCUCGAGGAGCCUGAGAGUCAAGAGGCCGAGGAAGAGAGUGACGAUGAAUCUGCUGACGACCGCGAGCUGGGCGGCAAGAAGAGAGGAGGUGCCAUCCCAGUGAAGAUGCCACCUCCCAAGAAGGUUGUUAUUCCCAAGAAGGUCGCUACGCCGAUCUACGCAGGCAAGAAGGGCGGACUCUACGGCGGCUACUACCGUCGUCUGAGCGAGGAGGAGUCUCAAGACGCUGCACUCCUCGAGGAGCCUGAGAGUCAAGAGGCCGAGGAAGAGAGUGACGAUGAAUCUGCUGACGACCGCGAGCUGGGCGGCAAGAAGAGAGGAGGUGCCAUCCCAGUGAAGAUGCCACCUCCCAAGAAGGUUGUUAUUCCCAAGAAGGUCGCUACGCCGAUCUACGCAGGCAAGAAGGGUGCACGGUACGGCGGAUUCUUUAGACGCUUGGCCGAACAACGUUCCGAGGCGGUCUCCGAUGAAGACGAGAGUGAAGAAAUCGAAAGUGCAGAAGAACGUGAACUGGGCAAGGGCUGGACGAGCGGCUACAGUUACGCGCCUUCUACGAAGAAAGCGGUGCAGCCUACCUACGUAACUAAGAGAGUCGUGCAGCGUCCAAAGAAGGUUGUAGACACCCCUUCUACGAAGUACGUGCGCGAGGAGCCCAAGAAGACUGUACGACCGUCAAAGAAAGAGGUGAGAUCUUCACCAAAGAAGAUUGUCAGUUACCAACCAAAGAAAGUCGUUCGCCCCGCUUCCAAGAAGAGUUUGAACGUAACCCCCAAGAAGACUAUCCGGCCAGAACACAAGAAGACGGUGACAUACCAGAAAGCGCCAGUCCAAUCAAAAAAGAGCGCCCACUACAUUCCUCAGUAUAGUUCAAAGAAGGGGUCGUACUAA